This is a messenger RNA of Eubalaena glacialis (North Atlantic right whale), 1155 nucleotides long. It is a transcript of the gene CTDSP1, whose product is annotated as CTD small phosphatase 1. Lineage: Eukaryota; Metazoa; Chordata; Mammalia; Artiodactyla; Balaenidae. The transcript has 7 exons. The record is from RefSeq and is a predicted model, not a curated record. Gene Ontology annotation, molecular function: RNA polymerase II CTD heptapeptide repeat phosphatase activity. Bases 253 to 1035 code for a protein of 260 amino acids.
CCUUGAAACGGCGCCCGGGUUCCAUGUUUGCAUCCGCCUCGCGGGGAGGAAACUCCAUGUUGUAACAAAGUUUCCUCCGCGCCCCCUCCCUCCCCCUCCCCCUUAGAACCUGGCUCCCCUCCCCUCCGAAGCUCGCGGGGAUCCCUCCCUCCCACCCCUCCCCUCCCCCCCGCGCCCCGAUUCCGGCCCGAGCCGGGGGGGAGGCCGGGCGCCCGGGCCAGAGUCCGGCCGGAGCGGAGCGCGCCCGGCCCCAUGGACAGCUCGGCCGUCAUUACUCAGAUCAGCAAGGAGGAAGCGCGGAGCCCGCUACGGAGCAAAGGUGACCAGAAGUCAGCAGCUUCUCAGAAGCCCCGGAGUCGGGGCAUCCUCCACUCACUUUUCUGCUGCGUCUGCCGGGAUGAUGGGGAGGCCCUGCCCGCCCACAGUGGGGCGCCCCUGCUCGUGGAGGAGAACGGUGCUGUCCCCAAGACCCCAGUCCAGUACCUGCUCCCCGAGGCCAAGGCCCAGGACUUGGACAAGAUCUGUGUAGUCAUCGACCUGGACGAGACCCUGGUGCACAGCUCCUUCAAGCCAGUCAACAAUGCCGACUUCAUCAUCCCUGUGGAGAUUGAUGGGGUGGUCCACCAGGUCUAUGUGCUGAAGCGGCCCCACGUCGAUGAGUUCCUGCAGCGGAUGGGUGAGCUCUUCGAAUGCGUGCUGUUCACCGCCAGCCUUGCCAAGUACGCAGACCCAGUAGCUGACCUGCUGGACAAGUGGGGGGCCUUCCGGGCGCGGCUGUUUCGUGAGUCAUGCGUCUUCCACCGGGGGAACUACGUGAAGGACCUGAGCCGGCUGGGCCGAGACCUUCGGCGGGUGCUCAUCCUGGACAACUCGCCCGCCUCCUAUGUCUUCCAUCCAGAUAACGCCGUACCGGUGGCCUCGUGGUUUGACAACAUGAGUGACACGGAGCUCCACGACCUCCUGCCCUUCUUCGAGCAGCUCAGCCGUGUGGAUGACGUGUACUCAGUGCUCAGGCAGCCUCGGCCCGGCAGCUAGUGAGGCGCCACGGGGCCAGGACCUGCCCCUGACCACACCCGCACCACUCACACGCGGACUCUUCCUUAAGAAAACUCAGCGCCACGGGGAAGUGGGCAUCUCCCCCGCCAGCCCGGCCAG